UAAGGCUUUCGGAUCUCUAGCUAUUUCUACAAGGUGUGCUUAACCUUGUAAAAAUCAAAAGUGAGUAAUAAAAGAACAUCUACACAACCUUAUCCUCAUAUUUCAUUGAGAUCAGGAAAUACAUGAAUUGAUAUCCACAUAACCAAUUCCAUUGUCUAAUGUUGAUCAAUAGCACAACCCAUUUAUGUUCUUCCCUUAAUUCAUCAAAUCUCAAAUCAGCCUAUAAUGUAUUUGGUCACAAUAAUACUUAUUUUUCUUGUCCAAACUUUACUGGCAAUUUUGGUUACAAUUCCAUCAGUAUUAUACAGAGGCCCAUUGCCAUUGACAUAAGAAUAUGUUGCAGGGCAAGAAGGAGAGUUCGAUACGAAGACAACGAUGAAGAUGAAGAUAGUUAUGGUUACAAUGAAGAAAUAGGCUUGCUGGAAAUGUACAGUCAGUCAUCGAGAGAUGAAGCUCUUCUUGUUACGGCUAUACUUGAUGAUCAACUAGUAGAAAUUGUUAUCUUUAAGGGUUUUUCGUCAUGCUUGAACUACCAAACUUCAUCAGAUCCGACAAAAAGCGUAGUUCCACAAAGAGCAAGAAUUAAGACGAUAGACAGGAUCAAAGGUCCCUUAAACCCAACCAACAUUGAGUAUAUUGAGAAAGGUUUGACGUGGGAGACAUUUUUAAGUCGAAUCCGCUCUAACUAAUCAUACUUCUUACUGCACUGUACAAGUUUUUGUUCAAAUAAAAAUAACUAUUCCUUCUUUCCUAACUCCUUGUAAUUGUGUAUUGAACCUGCUCAAUAGAAUUCAUAUAUGCAUUUACCGAUGUU
Molecule: messenger RNA, 814 nt
Organism: Amaranthus tricolor (Joseph's coat)
Lineage: Eukaryota; Viridiplantae; Streptophyta; Magnoliopsida; Caryophyllales; Amaranthaceae
Exons: 2
Coding region: 159-689 (176 amino acids)
Cellular component (GO): chloroplast
Source: RefSeq, a predicted model, not a curated record